CUUGUGCGUGGUCCACUAUGGAGUUUAUUUUCUGUCCUUGUAGUCGUUUUUUUGCUCAUGGUUCUUGCUUGUUCUAUGAUCUCAUUACAGUUCAUCUUUUCUGAUCAGUGAUAGUUCAUGGCGUCGCACUUUUUCGCUGCAAACCGCUUGAUUACCAAUUAGUUUUUUGUGUGGUCAUCAAUUUCCAUUAAUUGGAGCACAGAACGAUGCCAUAUCCCAAGUUCGAAUGUCCCGAAGAAGACCCAGAAGAGGUCGCUGAACGCGAAUUUGAGAAGCAGCGUGCCGAUCUUGGCUUGCCGGACUCUCGUCCUGCUAAGAAAUCCCUUCCAGCCGCUCCGCAGCCAUCACCGAUAAGGCCAACGUCAAAGCAUCCAAAGGAGGCAAAGGCCCUUCGAAAGAAGCGCAACCGUGGCAUCAGUGGUUCUUCGAUCAAAAAAGAUGGUGGCCGCUUCGAUAUGGGUCUUGACGACUACAUCUUUGACGAGGAUGUUGAUGAGCACACUGAAGACAUCGAACAAGAUGUAUAUAACGAGUUCAUCAAACCCACGAAUGGCUCUUAUUCAUCGCGAUCCAUCGGCUUUGGUUCGAUGGAAUCGGAUAGUGAAGCCAGCAAUGACUCGGCUAACGUCAGGCCUAAAAACGAUCAGAUGAUACGUGUAAAAGACCUCCUGCUUGCCGCAUUGUCCCCAGAUGAUGACGGGUCUAGCGAACAAUCGCUCGCUAAUGUGUUUUCUGAAGAGUACGAUGAAACUGGACGUGUCAAACUUCUCCAUGACGCAAUCACUGCCAUUUGCAAUAGAAGGGAGGAAGUCGUGGAUGAUCCCAUGUUCGAGUAUCGCCUGGUAACCACCGUUAGCAGAUUGAUUCAGCAGGAACUUCUCAGAAGUUCCACGGUCGACAGCUACGUGCAGUGUGCGCAGAGCAGAGACCACGGUUGGGAACUUCUCAAUGCUGCUACUGUGAAACUGCCUAAAGACUGGGACGCUGAUGUCGCUCUCAAAGGGAUAGAAAAGCUUGCUACGGAGCUUGCAACUGAGUACGAUACCAAAGAUGUUGCUGAAGAUCUUUCUGGGCGCAAUGUUCCUUUCUUUCAUGCUAAUUUUGUUUCUCAGUUUUGUUUGGACGCCAUUUUUUCGAUGAACAUGGAUGUCAUUUAUUUUGUGUCUACCGCUCUCAAGGAUUUUCUUGACCAUGGGGCUUUGAGUCCUUGGUCGGUUAAUAUUGGUUUCGAACGUUUCUUCAGAAAUAUUCAUUCUGCCGAGAUGGAUCUCCCUGGUGCUACUUCACUUGCAACUAUGCUCAUGAGUUAUGCCGCUAACGAUGUUAUGAUCAUUGAUGAUCCGACUGCUGCUACCUGCCCAAAGCGUAGCUAUUCACUCAUUCGGCAACGCAAGCACACUAUAUUGAUGUACGCCCAUCCAUGCGCGCCCAUCCAAUCGGUCUGCGGGUUCUCCGAAAUGGGAAUUGUCGCGGUCACAGAUUCUCGACUUCAUAUUCAACAUGGAAGUCGAGAAUCUGGAUGGACGAUCCUAGUUGACCCGCUGACAACCACAUGCACCUUAUGGCGAGAUUCAAAGAGACCGUUCUCCCCGUCCUUACGCGACUUCAGCAUUACCAUGAACUCUGCUGGAAGGGCCCAACCUAUAAAAGGAGAUGCGGAUAGAAAUCGCGGCAGCGGCGUCAUGACGCAGCUUCUACUUGUUCUGUUGACAGCAUGUUUAGCUGUCGAGGCAUUUGUGCGGGUUCCCAUGCACAAAACCACCUACCCACGCAGUUCAUACAAAAUCGCUUCCAUCGCUGAGUAUCUGAAACAGAAGUACAUCAAAGGAUACAAGUUUGACUCUAAUCUUGCUUAUAACGAGGGUCUUUCCGACUACUCCAAUGCUCAGUACUACGGCACUGUACAGAUCGGUACACCACCACAGACUUUCCAACUUUUGUUCGAUACCGGAUCGUCCAAUCUUUGGGUACCGUGCAAAACCUGCAAAGCUAGUGAUAUCGCCUGUGAUUUCCACACAAAGUUCGACUGCAAAAAGUCAUCAACAUGCACAGAGACCAAUCAGCCGUUCGAAAUUCAGUACGGAUCAGGUUCAAUGAAGGGAGUGGUCGACAAUGAUGUAGUCUGCUUCGGUUCCGAUCACACUUGGUGCACGGACAAGACCCAAGGACUGGCUUGUGCCACUCAGGAACCUGGACUCGCUUUCGUUGCCGCCAAGUUUGAUGGAAUCCUUGGAAUGGGUUGGGAUCGUAUCUCUGUCAACAACAUUCCUCAGCCAAUGGACCAGAUCUUCGCCAAUAAGGCUCUUUGCUCCCAAGCUCUGUUCGCUUUCUGGCUAAACCGAGACAUCAACAAUAAUGUUGCAGGAGGAGAGAUGACACUGUGUGGAACUGAUCCAGCUCAUUACAAGGGUUCCAUCGCCUGGGAGCCACUUGUGUCUGAAGACUAUUGGCGCAUCAAGCUCGGAGCCGUCACAAUCGACGGGACCGCCUACACCAACGGACCAGUUGACUCUAUCGUCGAUACUGGUACAUCUCUUCUCACUGGACCCACAGACGCGAUCAAGAAAAUCCAAAAGAAAAUUGGAGCUUUCCCAGUCGUCAACGGCGAGUACGAGAUUCAAUGCAGCCGCAUUCCGAAACUCCCCAAUAUCACCUUCACCCUUGGCGGUCAAGACUUCGUCCUCCAGGGAUCUGAUUACAUCCUUCAGGUGAGCCAAAACGGUCAAACCACGUGCCUCUCCGGAUUCAUGGGUCUUGAUAUCCCUGCACCAAAUGGACCCCUCUGGAUUCUUGGAGAUGUCUUCAUCGGAAAAUUCUAUUCCGUCUUUGAUAGCGGAAAGAAACGAGUUGGAUUUGCUGUUGCUGCUAACUCUAACGCGAAUAAACGUGUGCAAUCAGAGAUUGAUCGUAAUUGGACCAUCACUGAAGGACUGUGGAUUGAUGAAUCUACGGAGUUCAACUGCAAUAAUCUCGAAAUUUGUGAAAAAAAUCACCGCACUCCGCCGCUGUUCGCCGAACUUCGCGUUGCAUCUUCGUAUCUUGCUUCCGAGUGGAGAAGUUCUGAAUCCAAAAGCACUAUUUAA
Molecule: messenger RNA, 3083 nt
Organism: Cylicocyclus nassatus
Lineage: Eukaryota; Metazoa; Nematoda; Chromadorea; Rhabditida; Strongylidae
Source: the annotation of a GenBank genome assembly